AUGGUCCUAAGAUAUUUCGGUUCGAGGCUAGUCUCUUUACGAGACGUGGAAGAUAAACGCAUUCAGGCGCUAUUGGAAUACGAACCUCGGGGGCCAAGUCAAAAUCCCAACGUUCGUAUCAUUUUAUGUCAAGACACUGGAGGCAAACCAAAAUUAACAUUAUACGAUUCGGCGAACUCUUUAGCUUCGCCCGCUUCCGAAUCAGAGAAUAAACCUCAGAAAACAGAAUCAAGUUGGAAUCCUUUUGCCAGCAGAAGUAGAGCAUCUGAAGGAAAGAGUAAUUCCAGUAGAAAUGGAGUGGAAAUGAAAUCAAAUACUAAACCGGCAAACUUGAAAGACCGAUCAAAGAGUUUGAACAAUAAUAACAUUAAUUCACAAAGAAAG
This is a messenger RNA of Paraglomus occultum, 384 nucleotides long. NCBI's taxonomy places the organism in Eukaryota, Fungi, Glomeromycota, Glomeromycetes, Paraglomerales, Paraglomeraceae. The record is from the annotation of a GenBank genome assembly.